This is a messenger RNA of Penicillium olsonii, 666 nucleotides long. The record is from the annotation of a GenBank genome assembly. NCBI's taxonomy places the organism in Eukaryota, Fungi, Ascomycota, Eurotiomycetes, Eurotiales, Aspergillaceae.
AUGGAGCUACCUCCGCUGACGAUGGAGCAGCUCUCAAUGCUGGUGGCCUCCAAUUCCCCACCUUCACAGCUGUUUGAGGCCUUGACGGAAUAUGAGCAAGAGGCAUGUCUUAUGACAGAGACCGGUGGGAAGAAAGAAGUGAUCAGAGGCGAUAUACAGCUACUGAGCUUGUUCUACUCGAGCUUCUUCUUUGUUCAUCUCCUCACUGACCAAGUACCCGAAGCUCGCGCCCUGACGAAACGAAUGCCCAAAAGCCUCACACAACAAGAUAUCGCUCUCCAGAACUGCAUGACCCUCUUGCGAGCAGUAUGGCAGACUGAACAUGGCCAGGUCUACCAAAUUCUUCGGGGAUCACCAUGGCCAGAAAGGCUACAGCCUUUAAUAAAAAGAUAUGAAAGUUUCUUCCAAGACAAGACCUUGAUCUCAGUGAGCAGGUCUUACGAAACAAUUCGGUUGCCCGUUGCUGCAGGCUACCUCGGCCUAGAUCAACAAUUAGUGGAGCAAGAGGACCCAAAUAUUAUAGCAAACUUCACAAACUGCGGUUGGAAAUGGGACCUGGACACGAAGUUGCUGCACCCGAAGCCUAUCAUGGUACGCCCCGCGGCAACCCAACCCAACAACGGCAUCCGCGAGGCGAUGGGAAUGCUCGGGUCUCGCGCAAGUUGA